Molecule: messenger RNA, 3049 nt
Organism: Aspergillus alliaceus
Lineage: Eukaryota; Fungi; Ascomycota; Eurotiomycetes; Eurotiales; Aspergillaceae
Product: putative glutaminase
Exons: 5
Coding region: 359-2869 (836 amino acids)
Source: RefSeq, a predicted model, not a curated record
CCGCAUUUUUGAGGUUCCAAAGAAAUCCGUCCAUCCAUUAAAACCAACCGCUUUGCUAAUGCCAUUGAACGGACACGGAAUCUUUCUCUAUCGGCUUUUUGUGUCUCUCUUUCUUAUAAUUCCCUAUAUCAUAUCCAAGGUCGAGUAGCCCUGUCCCCGAGAAUGGGAUUCAAUUGAAGUAGAUCAUUACUGUUUGGGAACUUCUCCGAAACACUUGAUUGCAUCACGGGGGUUGCACGUGGUCGGCGCCUGCAUACCUUAACCCUCUACGCUCACGCUCACUCCUCCUCCGCCUUCUACCUUGUAGCCUUCAUUCAAGCUCUUCCAUCACACGUGUGAUCGAUUCAAUCCAACCGUGAUGCGUCUAUCCUUCGCAGUGCUGACAGCUGCCCUCCAGGCGGCAGUCAGUACGGCAUCGUCACUGACUCCGCCCGUCCUGCCGCUGAUUGUACGAAAUCCCUACCUUAGUACUUGGCUAGGGAACGCCCGUGAAGCGCCAUGGUCCAAAUGGCCCAUGUUCUAUACCGGAGAGGAAAUAGGUCUCUCCUUGAUGGCACACAUUCCCAGUACGGGGACCGUGUACCCAUUGCUAGGCAAGCCUCAUGAAUCCUUGCCUUCUGAUUUCGACUCACCGAAAGUUAGAUUCCCAACUUACCUUGGAUCUAACUACGACGCAUCCACCACUAAUCUAACUUAUCGCAUUGACUCGGAUACCACAUCGGCCUCUACUCCUCUUGAGAUCACUGUCUCUUUCUUGUCUCCCAUAACGCCUACUUCGACUCUGCGGCAGUCGAUUCCGGCUUCAUAUGUAACAAUUCAUGUCCAUGGUGAUGUAGGUCUCAACAUUUAUAUGGAUGUCAAUGGCCACUGGGUAAGCGGAGAUGAGGGGAGCAAAAUCACCUGGCAAUACGACGGCUUCGAUGCCAAACAUAGUAAGCCUACUCUUCAGAGAUGGCGAUUCAAGAGAGAAACAGAGCUGCUACUAUCAGAGAUCGGUGACCGGGCCGAAUGGGGUACCCUUCACUUUACUGGUCCUGCUGAUGUCCAAUACCAAUCUGGAGAAGCCUUGGCUGUGCGGCGUGGGUUUGCUGCCGAAGGAGCCUUGCGUAAUGAGAUUGAUGACGCUUUCCGUGCCGUCGGUGACCGAGAACCGGUCUUUGCGUUCUCCAAAUCUUUCGCCCCCUCAAAGCAAGCAGGCCCUGCUAGCGACAGCGUGACCUUCACUCUUGCUCUCAUUCAAGAUCCAGUCGUUCAGUAUGCCUCUUCUCGUGGGCUAACUUUGAUGCGACCUCUCUGGAGGUCUUGGUUCACCAAUGAGGAGGCCCUGCUAAGCUUCCAUUACGAUGAUUUGACUAAUGCGGGCUCGUUGGCCUCUGAGUAUUCAGAACGAUUGGCUAAGGAUGCCUACCAGUCGGGAGCUUACGACUAUGUGGACAUCGUGGCCCUUACGGCCCGACAGGUUAUGGGAGCAACCACCUUUGCUGGGACACCCGAGGACCCGAUUUUGUUCCUGAAGGAGAUUUCUUCGAACGGUAAUUUCCAGACGAUAGACGUCAUCUUUCCCUCAUUUCCGUUCUUCCUGUACACCAAUCCACGAUGGUUGGCUUAUCUUCUCGAGCCACUGAUCGAGCAUAUGCUGAGUGGACAAUACCCGAACAAAUAUGCUAUGCACGACCUGGGAACACAUUUCCCCAACGCAACGGGGCAUCCAGAUGGCAACGAUGAAUACAUGCCUGUGGAGGAGUGUGGUAACAUCCUCAUUAUGGGCCUGGCCGUAGUGAAUUCCUUGCGUUAUUCUGAGGAUUCGGCCGCGUCCUCUGUUUGGUCUACUCGGGGUACGGCUUCUCAAACAUAUGAGAAGAAUCCUGGCUACUUCCCCCUCGAUAACCUUCAAGCGCUGGGAGGGAUUGACAAGCAAGACGGAAGGUGGGGCGGCGGCGCCGCAGGCGAACAUUUGGCAGAGAAGUGGGUUCAACGUAGUUACAAACUCUGGAGCCAGUGGACUAGUUACCUGGUGGAAUACUCCUUGGAGCCUGCUAACCAGCUUUCCACGGAUGAUUUUGCUGGCUGGCUUGCUCUUCAGACGAACCUUGCACUCAAAGGCAUCAUCGGUAUAAAUGCUAUGAGCAAGCUAGCUGAAGUGGCUGGACACCGGGCAGAUGCUUCCCAUUAUAAGAAUAUUUCCGAAACCUACAUCGGUAAGUGGGAAGAAUUUGGCAUGUCUCGAGAUGAAACGCAUGCCAAACUUGCUUAUGACUGGUAUGGAUCUUGGACUACGAUUUACAACUUGUAUGCGGAUGCCCAGCUUUGCUUCCACCUGGAGGGCACGGAUAUUUCCCCUGCACACACUGGCCAAAAGCCACUCCGCUUACAAGCCAAGAAGUCCGGAUUUGUUCCACACCACAUCUAUCAGAAGCAGUCUAUUUGGUACCACUAUGUACGUCAAAAGUACGGCCUUCCCCUGGAUAGCCGUCACCUGUAUACCAAGACGGACUGGGAGUUUUUCUCCAUGGCUGUCGCCAGCAAGGACGUGCGUAGCGAGAUUCUCGAGUCCGUGGCUAGAUGGGUGAACGAGACGGUGACCGACCGUCCCUUCACCGAUCUGCAUAAUACAGAGGGCAACGGUGAAUUCCCAGGGCCGAAUUUCUUCGCUCGGCCGGUGAUUGGGGGUCAUUUCGCCUUUUUAGCUCUGCAGCGAGCCUGUGGGGGUCGGGCCAUGGAGGGACUGGCUUUCCUCGACGGCAAGCCUGGCCUUGGAGAUAACUCGGUAGCAUCCGCUGAGACACUUGCUCACUGGGACGCUAUGGCUGCUAAAGCCGCAGAAAGCUUCAAGUCUGACGAGUAUGGACCCGGGAGGGUAGAGCUGUAAUAUUUUGCAGUUCAUAUGUUGUCAUCUCAUCGCUGUAGGUGAAAUAUCGGAACGGACUAGUAACGUUUGGAGUUAGAUAGUACAUAUUGAAUGGGAAUCUCAUGAGGUAGAAGUUAUAGUGUUUGGAAUUAACCUGGCUACGGAUAUAAAGAUGAAGGACUUAUUGUUAUGCCACCCGUA